UAUUCUCUCAACUAUCUCCGCAAGGUCAGAUGGACAUAUAGUGAAGGGAUUGAGUCCAGUUGGUCUCACAUGAACCCAAUCGCAUUGAGUGCACAGGAGAUGGAGCUGGCCAUGCGCCAAGAAGUUCUCGAUGACCAUUGGAGUGCCUGGAACUGGGGGAAGAUAAUCAAUCUG
This is a messenger RNA of Laetiporus sulphureus 93-53, 174 nucleotides long. RefSeq lists its product as uncharacterized. The record is from RefSeq and is a predicted model, not a curated record. The transcript has a single exon. The annotation marks the transcript as partial. Lineage: Eukaryota; Fungi; Basidiomycota; Agaricomycetes; Polyporales; Laetiporaceae.